Vidua macroura (Pin-tailed whydah) is the source of this 4314-nucleotide messenger RNA. It is a transcript of the gene TCP11L2, whose product is annotated as t-complex 11 like 2. The transcript has 10 exons. NCBI's taxonomy places the organism in Eukaryota, Metazoa, Chordata, Aves, Passeriformes, Viduidae. The coding region runs from base 405 to 1943 and encodes 512 amino acids. Gene Ontology annotation, biological process: signal transduction. The record is from RefSeq and is a predicted model, not a curated record.
CUUCCGUAAACAGCACCCGGCCCGUCCCCCGGCCUACCCCCCGCACGCCGGCACGGCCCAUUGCCAGCGCGGGGGAGUCCGCCGAAGCAUCUUUCCGUGUUGCCGCGUAUUUCCCUACGCUUAGUGCCCGGUCGCAGGCAGAAUGAGGAGAUGCUGGCAGUUUCUACUGGCAUAAGUGGAGGCUGGCACAAGCGCCUCAGAUAACUCUCCGUUGGCAGGCAGGAAAGGAUGACGCACCUUCCCCCUUCCACCGUCAGAGAUGGACGUGUCCGAGGAAGACACUAAUAGUCCGGGCUGGGUCUUUAAAUCAGAGGGGGGGCUUUGUGCGGGCCCGGCGAGCGCCGCGUAGGACGGCGAGAGACAGCGGUCUUGUUUACUGUGUAAACAAAGUAAAGGGAAUCAGAAUGCCUCUCAAUGAUGAGCAGAACAGUGACUCAGAUUCUUCACGGCUCUCAGAAAGCACAGCUUCUUCCAGCGACUCGGAAUAUUCCAGGCAGAGCUUUAACAGUGAUUCUUCAAGCAAACCCAGCUCCCCAGCGUCAGCAAGCCCUCCCAAGGUUAUCACAUUUGAUGAACUGAUGGCAGCUACAAGAAAUCUGUCAAACUGGACUCUAGCUCAUGAAAUUGCUGUAAAUGCAAAUUUUUGCAUAAAACAUGAAGACUACCCACAAAACAGCUUUGCAGGCACAGUGAAACAAAUUGUACACAAGGCAUUUUGGGAUCAUUUGGAAUCGGAACUGAAUGAAGAUCCUCCAGAAUACGAACAUGCUAUCAAGCUCUUUGAGGAAAUUAAGGAGAUUCUUCUUUCCUUCCUGACUCCUGGAGCAAACAGGAUGCACAAUCAAAUUUGUGAAGUUCUAGAUACGGAUCUUAUAAGACAGCAGGCAGAACACAAUGCUGUUGAUAUUCCUGGGCUAGCUAACUAUAUCAUCAACACUAUGGGAAAGUUAUGUGCUCCAAUAAGAGACAACGACAUAAAACAGUUAAAAGCAACUGACAAUAUUGUAGAGUUACUGAGACAAAUAUUCCAUGUUUUGGACCUGAUGAAAGUGGAUAUGGCAAAUUACACAAUUAAAAGCCUUAGACCAUACCUCUGGCAUAACUUGGUGGACUAUGAAAGAACAAAAUUCCAGGAAAUUCUUGAAGAAACACCAAGUGCCCUGAAUCUCACAACAGAAUGGAUAAAGGAAUCAAUAGAAGAUGAAUUGUCAUCUAUUUCUGAUGAGUCUUCAUCAUCCCCUGGUGCUGAUAGUAGUUCAAAACCAAUUAUUAGUCCUACACUGGUGCUAAACAAUGGCUACUUGAAACUGUUACAGUGGGAUUAUUGCAAAACAAUUCCAGAGACUUUAAUAACAGAUGAAGUUCGUCUUCAGGAGUUGAGAGAAAAGCUCAAUCAAUUAAAAGUCAUAGCUUGUGUUUCUCUCAUAACAAACAACAUGGUGGGUGCAGCAACUGUAGAUGUGCCUGAUUUUGCUGACCAACUGAAAAGGAUCUCCCUUCCUCUUCUUGAAGGCAUGAAUAAGAAAAGUUUUGACUUGAAGGAGGCUCUGAAUGCUAUUGGUGUCCAGAUUUGCAACAUAGUGAACAAGUCUCUCAGUGAAAGAGGUCUUCCCACUCUUAGUGAAGAAAUCCAGAGUAAUUUAAUGGGUCAAUUUGCUCAUAUUGUUGAGAAGAAUAAUCCUGUCUGUUCCUUGAUUGACAAACGAAUCCAGCUCUUCAUGAGAAGCUUGCUUGCUCUUCCGAGUUUUCAGAAGUGUAUGCCUACUAUGCCAGGAGGCCUUUCAGUGAUUCAGACAGAGAUAGAGUUUCUGGGAUCUCAGUAUGCAAGCAUUGUAAACUUCAAUAAAAAAGUGUAUGGACCAUUCUAUGCAAACAUACUUAGAAAACUGCUUUUUCCUGAGGCAGCAAUGGAGAAAACAGAAGCAGAAACAUCUAACAAUUAAAAAAUGUACCCUUUUUUUAAUCUUCCAAGACAGUGGGGAAGUCACAUCUCUAAGAACAGCCUACUCCAGUGACUGUUGAUGGAGAAAGGUCUUGUAAAAUGUAUACAGAUAGUUUCUGAAAUUCACUGUAAAGAAAUUAAUGUCAAGGUCAUAUAUAUAUAUUUUUUUUUUAAUAGAAAAAUAAUUGUUUAAUGGAUUGUCACUUGUAAUAGCCAGUGAAUUAUUAAUUUCCAUAGCAAGCAUUUAUUAUGACUUGCAAUAGGAAAGAGCUGGCAAUGUACUUAAUGUUUCACCACCAUCAAAACAAUGUUAUUUUUCAACUCAAAUAUAUUUACAUAUAGCAAUGCAUAUUAGGAAAUGACAAAACAACUGUAGAUAAAAUGUACUAUGCUUACAUUGUAUUUUUGUAGAGUAACAUCUCAGACAGCAAUUAUGUUUCUGAGAAUACUUUGAAGGAGACAGUAUAGCAUACCUGCUUUAGUAACCAAACCUAGGUUCAUACUAGACCAAGUUGAGGUCCUUCUGCAAUUACUGGACCCAGAACUUUGCCUCUGUUACAUUAAGGAAAGCCAGUGUUACAAGCUGUUUGCAGAUAGCAGUUACAGAAGCAGCAUUCACCACUUCAAGUAGGAAUCAUUCAGAACUUCUCAACUCUAAUUGAGAUUAAUGAUAAACACCUGAGAAACCUGAGGGUGGGGGGGUGGAGUAAAUUUCUGUAUAUAAUGUGUUUAUAAGCAUUUUGUUUAUUCAGUGGAGGUCAUACAGAUCUUUUAAUAUGUGUAUGUAUUGAUCUUUGAUCUUAAGAGAUGGGUAUUAAGUAUUUUUAAGUUAGGUCUUCCUAACCUUUAUUCCCAAAAGCACUUAACCGUGACCUUAGAGUGUAGCACAGAAGAGCUGCACCCCUUUCAUGCCCUUAUCCAACAGAAUGUAAAUUUUUCACAAGAUGUUCUUAGGCCUGAAAGCAAGAACCUGAGUAAUUAGUAAUUUUUGAAAAUAUUAUUAGAUUCACUUUUUUAGGGAGUGUGUGAGAAAUACUCCUGUUUUCCUCAAAUUUCUUUGGACUGGGCCCCAAUACUUAGUUCCCAUCUCAGGCAUUGGGAGUCUUGCAUACAGAAAAUGAAUACGAUUGAAAUGGAGAAAUGUGGAAGUGAACUUCUUUAAGUUUAUAUAGGCUUUAUCUUGCAUAUUUCAGAUUGCUGGGAUUAGAUAGUGCUGGAAUACAUAUUAUAGACAUGUUUUUGUCUGUGAAAUUGAAUAAUUUACUUGAAAAUUAUAUUUUAAUAUAUCACUAUAUAAUACUCCUUUUAAGAUGUCAUAUAUAGAAAACCUCAGUGUGGUACAAGUUAGAGCUUGUUUUUAAUAUUUUAUAUUACAAUCUAUUUUUUAUGAAGAGACAAAACCUGUAAAAGCGUAAUGUGUCACACAAAUUGUUUAUGUACAUUACAGUGUCUAUCAUAAAGGUCUAAAAAAACCUGGGCAUUAUUAGCACUGUGGUUUUGUAGUCCAUUUCUACAGGAAUGUGUACCCUUUAUAGCAAAGGAAAUUACUUCCUAUUCAGUUGUUCUUCAGUGUCCAAGGACUUUGGUCACUUGUAAAUGUUAAGGAAAACUUUCUUGCCUUUUUAGAGAAAUUUCUCUAGUGCACUUCUGUUCUAUCCCUUGUGAAAACAUUGCACAAAAUAAAGAUGAAUACAUAUUUUAAAGGGAACUGUUUCCUGGAAAACCUAGGAGAAAGGAACUCUUAGACUAUCAUAACUGUGCCACUAGGUAAGCCAGGCUUGCUGAGAUGAAUAUGAAAUUUUGGUAGGCAAUUCAAAAUCAUUAAGAGAAGAAUGCAUUUCAAAAGCAGGUAGAGGGAAUGCAUCUUAGUGAUUUGCUACAAUUUUAGAAAUACCUACAUGAUUUUGAGCUUCAGCCAAAAGAGAAUUUAAUGUACAUUUGAAGUUGAUUGUUAAUAUGAUUAUGAACUUUUAAUUGUAAUAUUUUAUAUCCAUUCUAUUGUACAAAUAAAUGUCAAACUAUAGCUCUUUAAUGAGCUGGGAAAAUUGUCAUACUAGUUUUUACCAGUAAAUACUCAAAAGCAUAGCAUGUAUUGGGGAGGUUUGGUGAUUAAGGUGACUUGCAAAGGGCAUUUUAUAGCAUGGCCUGUGUUUCAAGUGAUUGUUUAAUGUGUUUUAAUAUAAUGUUUUAAACAGGGACAUUGCCAUCUGUUUAAUGUCGUGUGUUGCAUGCUGUUUAUGCUACUGUGACUGAAAUGCACUUGCCUCUACUCAGAAGUUGUCCUUGUGAAACAAGAUGCCAUUCUGUAGCAGCUUUGUUAAAAAAAUAAGUAUUUGAGGGUUUGUAUGCAUUAAAUUUUGUUUGUGAUACCA